Molecule: messenger RNA, 4353 nt
Organism: Laccaria bicolor S238N-H82
Lineage: Eukaryota; Fungi; Basidiomycota; Agaricomycetes; Agaricales; Hydnangiaceae
Product: retrovirus-related pol polyprotein
Exons: 1
Coding region: 1-4353 (1450 amino acids)
Biological process (GO): DNA integration
Molecular function (GO): nucleic acid binding
Source: RefSeq, a predicted model, not a curated record
AUGUCGUCUGCAAACAGCAACCCGCCUAUUUUCCCCGAGGCAGAAAAAUUUGACGGUACCAAUUUUGGCACAUUCGAAACACUUAUUACCAUCGCGGCUAGCAGCCGAGGCGUACUGGGGUAUUUACAAGGAACUAUCACCAACCCUGCUCCUUAUCCAAACCCCACGACCUUAAACUACACCCCUACGUUACCAAAUGUCCCGCUCCCGGAUGAUCCCACUCCAUGGUACUCCACUACACCCUCAGGUGCAGAGUGGGCCAUGCGCGACGCCUGGGCACGUGCAUUGCUCCUCUACAACACUAAAAAUGCUGUCGGGCUGGGACUCAAGCUCGAUGGUACAGCUGCAGAAGCUUGGAACUCACUCACCUCCCAAUACAAAGUCUCUUCCGACCUCGCCAUGAUCACCGCUCAACGUGACCUCCGAAAUAUCACUUUCACCGACGGGAAUGACUUCCCUACCCAUAUUUCCAACCUGCGUACCAAAUGGGUAACGGCGAACAAUGCCGGCGCGAAGAUAAAUGAUGCGGAUUUCCGUAUGGUCAUCCUGUCCUCGCUCCCUGCAUCCUGGGAUAGUGUUGUAGGCACGCUUUAUGAAGCGAAGUCCUCAGCGGACGUGAUCAGUCGUCUGACGAUUCACUGGAACCGAAUUGACCGCUCCAAGUCCGUCGCAAACCCAGCUACAACUGUCACAGCACUCCAAGCAGACACGAGGAAGCCACGAAGUCAGUUACUGUGCGCCAACCAGAAUUGCGGACGACGGGGACAUACCAUAGCAAAUUGCUACUGGCGCGGCGGAGGAAAAGAGGGUCAAUUUCCUCCGGGUUUUGGACAGCGCGGUGGUGCGCGCGGUUCAACGCCCAACAACGCCACUCCAAAUACCUCGUCGGUCACUGCAGCCCUCACAGACGCCACACCCACCUCUGAAAUAACCCUCGCUCUCGUCUCGGACAUGGGCCAUCGCAAUUAUCUGUUGACUGAAGAUGUGAAGGUCGUCUCAACUGUUGGAGACGAGGUUGUAGACAUCCACGCACCUGGGGAGGACCUCCUCGCGUCGAGGGACUGCGUCCUGGACUCAUACCCCCAUGGUGCCUGGGGAUGCACACAUGCGUUAGCCGCAACGACUAACCGAGGGGAACACAACGUACCCACUUACGCCGACUCUGCAGCAAACAAACAUUGCUUCGUAAAUCGGUCGGACUUCUCCACCUACCACGCCUUGUCCCAGCCCGACGAAGGACAAUCUGCAAAUAAAGGGGGUCAGUUUCGCAUUGUAGGACACGGCGCCGUCACCAAAACCAUAAUCUCCGGAUCACUGAGGACGACGCUCACAUUUAAACAUGCUGUACACACCCCCGACCUCAUUGCGAAUCUUGUCUCCAUCAGCAAGUUGGAUGAAGCCAACUGCUGGACACUCUUUGGAGGGGGAGGGGUCACCUUCUAUGAUAUGCAUGAAGGACAGAAGAGGACGCUCAUGAAAGGUACAGGAAACAAUGGAAUGUACCUUCUCAAUGUGGAACCGUUGACCCACGCCCUCACUGCGUGCUCUCUCAACAAACCCACCAGUCUUGAUACAUGGCACCGGCGCCUGGGACACGCUGGCGUCCAUUCCAUCACUGACAUGGCUAGACGAGGCCUAGUUGACGGUCUUAACGUCUUGGGGGAUGUGAAACUCGAUGGGAAGUGCGAGGAUUGCAUCUACGGCAAGCAAACGGCGCGACCUUAUGAUGGGGCGGUCGAACCUGAGACGGAGGUGCUGGAGUGGGUAUACGGAGACUUAUGGGGACCUGCCCGUGUGCGCUCUGUUGGGGGAGCAGUAUACAUGUUCGUACUGAAUGAUGGCGGGUCCUCUUACCGUGUGGGAUAUUUCCUCACCUCCAAGUCUGGCGACGCGACACUUGAUGCCUUCAGUGAAUACCACACGAGGUCGGAACGUGAGACGGGGAAGAAGCUCAUUCGCCUGAGGGUUGAUAUGGGGAGUGAGUUCUUCAACGAGAAGUGGAGGGAAUAUACCACGAGGCACGGAAUCAUCGUGGAAUUUAGCGCACCAUAUGCCCACGGCCAAAAUGGGGUGGCAGAACGUGGGAUGAGAAUCAUCAUCAAAGGUGUGCGCUGUGUCCUCGCUGAUUCCGGACUUCCCCCCUCACUCUGGGCUGAUGCCGCCGCCUACAUCAUAUACACACGUAACCUCAUUCCGUCCGCUCGCCAUCCUAGACUUAUUCCUGCUGAGAAGUGGACCAACAAACGACAGGACAUAUCCCACCUACGCCCAUUUGGAUGCAUUGCGUACGCCAAGAUACCGGCAGAGAUAAGCAUAUCGAAGUUAGCGCCUCGAUCAAUCAAAUAUGCCUUGAUUGGUUACUUCGGACGCGGAACCUAUAAGCUAUGGGAUCGGGCAUCAGGUACGACCAUUAAGAGUCGUGAUGUCAUCUUCGAAGAAGGCCACGGACAUCGUACUAUUCCCGACGACGGCGACAUGCCUCCUCUCGUUAUUAUUGACGACGAGGAUGACUUCGACGAUGACACCCCACCAACGACUACCUCCAGCGUAGACUCUACAGACCCUGGCGCUGUGGUUGUCCCAAGGAAACCUCUUGCCCCUCGUCCUCGGCCCACUGACCCACCUUUACAUCCUAACGCCACAACGCCCACUGUACCAGCAGAGGCUACUCCCACGCCCACACCACUACCUGAUGCCCCAACACCAACCGUACCUAGGCGCUCUGCACGUCUCGCUGAUUUAGGAACUGGGGCACCCACAGACACGACCGCCCUCCACACGACACUCCCAGAUUCCCAGGUACCGCGCAGCUACUGGGAAGCAAUCACUAGGCCUGAGCUAUGGAAGCCGGCAAUGGACACAGAGUGGGGUGUUUUGAGGGAGAGGGGCGUAUUUGAGCUGGUGGAUGCUCCACCUGAGGCGCACAUCAUAGAUUCAAUGUGGGUAUUCACGAACAAGUACGACGCUAACGGAAACAUCAUCAGACGCAAGGCCCGCCUAGUCGCAAAAGGAUAUACCCAGAUCCCAGGCCUCGAUUACGACCAGACGUACGCUUCCGUCGUUCGUCUGGAGUCCUUUCGCAUUGUCGCCGCCAUUGCAGCCUCACUCGACCUCCACAUUUGGCAAGUGGACAUCGUUGCCGCUUUUCUGUACAGCACAAACAAGUUCACCACUUAUAUGCGCCAGCCGCCCGGUUUUGUCGUCCCGGGGGAGGAGAGAAAGGUUCUACGGGUCGUCAAAACAUUGUAUGGUAUGAUGCAAGGAGGCUACGACUUCCAGGUCGAAAUGUCAGGCGCGUAUGAAUCUCUGGGAUAUUACAAGUCACUCGCCGACCCAUGCGUCCACUCCCGCACCAUUGAAGGGGUACAGACCAUUACCAGCACUUAUACCGACGACAUCUUUGGCGCGUCUUCAACCAAGGAAGGGGCGGAGAGGGCGAAGAAGGAGAUUGAGGCCUGCUUCGAGAUUAAGGAUGUGGGGGACCUCGGUUACAUCUUGGGGAUCCAUUUUGAGAAAGACGAGAACACCGGUGCGAUCUCACUAUCUCAGGAAGCUUACAUUCGACGCAUACUAGAGCGUUUCGGCAUGCUUCACUGCAACGCCAAACCCACCCCACUUCCUUCCGGCAUCACAUUAUCCGAAUCCGACUGCCCCAAAACAGAUGAAGACCGUCAUUACAUGAAGGACAAACCAUAUCGCGAAGCUCUCGGCUCCUGCAUGUGGGCUCAAGUAGCCACGCGCCCUGACAUCGCCUAUGCCCUCAGCGUACUCGCGCGCUUCCAGGGAAAUCCUGGUCCAGCACACUGGAAGGCGAUGCUCCAUCUCCUCGCCUAUCUCAAGGGGACGAUCGGCUACAAAAUCACUUACAACCGGGGAGGCAGCCUUGACCCCAUCGGCUUCGUCGACGCAGACUACGCAGGAGACGUUGACACGCGUCGAUCCACAUCGGGAUACGUAUUCACAAUAGCUGGUGGACCCGUAUCUUGGAGCGCGAAGCGACAAGCUACAGUUGCCCUCUCCACCACCGAGGCAGAGUACAUGGCGCUCACACACGCCGCACAACAGGCACUGUGGAUGUAUUCCUUCAUGUCAGAGAUCGGUCUCGCUCGAAAAUUCCCUGCCAUCCUUCACGGUGACAACGCCGCUUCCAUCGCCCUCACCCUCAAUACCAAAGGACACGCACGUGCAAAACACAUUGACAUACGGCACCACUACAUCAGGGAACGAGUAGCGGAAGGAGAAAUUGGGCUCGUACAGAUCCCAUCCGAGGAAAACCUCGCCGACAUCUUCACAAAACCACUCCCUCGCAUCACCCAUCAAAAGCUCGUUCGAGCACUCAAGCUGGACUCUUGA